AGCCUUGUUUGAAGUUAAUGAUUGCAUUUCAAUUUCUUUUCUUUAUUACUUCCAGAAUCAUCGCCUAACAAGUUUCUAUAACUAAAUCAUCAACGAAGAGCAACAUGCGUCUACCUAAUAUUCCAGCUCUCCUUCAGAUAUUCCUUCUAGUAUGGACUGGUCAAGAGGUCAAAUCUGCCAACAUCCUAAUGUCAGGUUUGGUCGGCAAAGGGAGCCAUUUUCUUUCCCUCGUUCCGAUCGGGAAAAGACUAGUACGACAGGGGCACAAUGUCACUUGCCUCAUCAUGGAUGAAUACAAAGAGAGAGCUGACGAUCCCGAGCUUAAGAAAUACUUCAACUUUGAGAUAUACAAAAACACCGAUCCUCACUACACAACGAAGGAAUACUUCCAAUUUGUCUCGGAGUUAGCCUUUAACGAAAAUGGUGGCUUGAGAAGCUUCGGCAAAAUGAUGUACUUGACGAAAGAACUUCUCCGCAAGUCUUGUCUUUUUGUCUUGGAAGAUAAGGAGAUGAUGAAACGUCUUGAGAAGAUGGAUGCCAUUGUGAGUGACGUUAGUUGGCUCUGCAGUAGUGUGAUAAAGCUCUACUUGAAGAAACACGCUAAUACUGAUAUUCGUAUCAUUUUAAACGUACCCAAUACACCAAACGCGAUGAUCUUAGACCUUGCCGGAUCUCCGGUUAAUCCGGCCUAUCAACCAAGUACGAUGUCCGGCCUCACUUCAAAUAUGACUUUUAUCGAAAGAACAAUCAACACAAUAUCUACUGCCGUUUUCCGCUCUUUUGGCAACCAAAUGGGGUCUUACUUUAUGUCAUUUGCAGAACAGUUUUGA
Strongylocentrotus purpuratus (purple sea urchin) is the source of this 830-nucleotide messenger RNA. Its product is annotated as UDP-glucuronosyltransferase 2C1-like. Gene Ontology annotation, molecular function: UDP-glycosyltransferase activity. The coding region runs from base 105 to 830 and encodes 241 amino acids. The record is from RefSeq and is a predicted model, not a curated record. The transcript has a single exon. Lineage: Eukaryota; Metazoa; Echinodermata; Echinoidea; Camarodonta; Strongylocentrotidae.